Messenger RNA from Linnemannia hyalina, 3321 nucleotides. NCBI's taxonomy places the organism in Eukaryota, Fungi, Mortierellomycota, Mortierellomycetes, Mortierellales, Mortierellaceae. The record is from the annotation of a GenBank genome assembly.
AUGUACUGGCGAUUCGGUCACCAGAACCCCUCGGUGAUUGACCAUCUUCUCGAAACUGGAAACGUCUCGCUCGAGGAACUGCUCGAACAGGAUGAUCUCAUUCAGGAGUGCAAGGCCCAGAAUCCAAGGCUCAUCGAAUAUUUACGUGAACCGUCAGUGCUCCAGCAGCUUCUCAGCUAUAUCACGAGUGAUGACCUCGAAGAUCGCGCACGGUUCAAAUAUCCAUUUAUCGCCUGUGAGGUGAUUGCAUGCGAGGUCUGGGGUAUCUUUGAGUCGGCAUUAACCCAUAAUGACAUGCUCGUCAAGUUCUGGGAGUUCCUUGAUCGACCUCCUCCUCUGAACCCUGUCCAGGCCAGCUACUUUGCCAAAGUGAUUGGUGUAUUUUUGAUGAAAAAGACGAAUGAGAUGUUGAGCUUUAUCCGCUCCCAGCCUAAAGUGGUGCCAAAACUCUUGCUACACAUGUCAACGUCUGCCAUCAUGGACCUGUUGCUCAAGAUUAUCAGCAUGGAGGAAUCGUCCGAAGGAAAGGGAACUGUUCAGUGGUUGAGCGAAGAGGGUUUGAUGCCAUGGCUCGUGAAUCGCUUGGACCCCAACUUUGACGAAGAGGUACAUUCAAUUGCAUCACAAGUAUUGCUGGACAUCAUCGCCAUCUCCCAGUCCUCUCACCCCGAGCAACCUUCCAUCGGAACAAAUGUGUUGAUUGAAGAGCUCAAGAGCGAGGUCAUUGUUGGCCAGCUCGUGAGCUUUAUGCUGGACAGAGAUGCUCCUUACUCGUCCUCCACUCUGAUCAACGGCGUCACCAUCUUUAUUGAGUUGAUCCGAAGAAAUAACAGUGAUUAUGACAUGGAGCCACUUCCUCCAAAUGCCGCGGAGCCUGUGCGUGAGGCAGUGGAUUUGAGCGAUCUUCUCAAGGUCUUGGCAACCCGGAUCGAGGACUUUAAGGACCUUCUCAUCGUGCCCAGAUCAACGACCGGACCUAUUUUGACAUCGAUUGGAAAGCAGACCCCUCUUGGAUUUGAGCGUCUCAAGAUCUGCGAGAUGUUCGCCGAGCUCCUUCACUGUUCCAACAUGGCCGUUUUGAACUCCAAGCCAAUCAUUACGGUGUCGGCGGAUGGCACUGUCAGGAUACCCAAAAUGUCGGUCACCGCACUUCAUCAUCAGGCGCACUCAGUAAAUGGCGAUUCAGAUGGGGAGGACGGACACAAUGGCAGUAAGGACCAACAACACGACUCGGGCAAGGGCUCAAGCACCACCGACAAGGAUACUACUGACGACCACGCCACCCCACGCACUUCUUCUGACGAACCAAGCCCUUCGACUUUAGCCAGCUCGACAAUUGCAACUCUUGCGUCUGCCAAUGCGAUUGAAGGAGACGUUUUGAUUCCAGUUGGAGAUUUUUUGAAGCUGCAGUUCGUGGAUCACCACAUUAUCUCAACUUGCUUCGAUCUUUUCUUCCAGUUCCCCUGGAACAACUUUCUUCACACAGUGGUCUACGAUAUGGUUCACCAGGUGUUCCACCGACCCAUGGGCGACAUUGGGCGUCCCGGUGCUGAUGGUACCUACGUUCCUCCCAAGGCUGACCAGGAUAUGACUGAAGGGUGGAACAGGAGGCUCACAGUGUCGAUUUUCAAGGACGGACAGCUGACCAAGCGUAUUACAGAUGCUCAACGACUCUGUGAUUAUGAAUGCGCGCAACCAAAGGGUGUCCGUCUUGGCUACAUGGGUCAUUUGACAUACAUUGCUGACGAGACUGUCAAGUUGCUGGAAUUGUACUCGCAGACGUCUUUGCUGUCGACGCUGUACGAGCAUAUCGAUCUGGAAGACUGGUGGAACUAUGUCUCCAAGAUUCUGAAGGAAACUAAGGAACGUGACGCCAAGGUCUUGGGUGGAGCUCGUCCCAACGUUGUUGAGAGCCACAAGCCUGAUCAUGAUGAUGGCAAUGACGACGAUUAUAUUGACGACAACGACGAGGAUUAUGGAAACGACUUUAUUGGUGGCGACAUUGGAGCAGGCCAUGAGGGUGAUGUUGCCAGUGACCAGUUUGCACGCUACUUAUGUCAGCAGAUCACAAACAACCUGCCUGACAAGUUUGGAUCUUCGGACGAGGAUGAGGAUGACGACGAAGGCAACUGGAUCGGAGAAUAUGGAGCAGAGAACCAGUUUGACCGCGCUGGUGCCCCAGGAGCUCUCAGCGAUCCUUUUGGCAACAACCACGCCAUGGACUUUGAUAGCGACGACGAAGAUGGUGUCGAUGAGGAAACAUGGAAUGCAGAAUGGCCAACGAAACCUGCGGAGCACAAUGGCGUGCCGGUACAAUUGGACACCAAGCUAGUGGAACAAUCGGAGGACUUGCAAGGAGUCACAGAUGAAAAGACGACGCCGACAACAAAGGAGAACGAAUCAGCCAAAGUCAACGCGUCAGAAUCUAAUACUCCUACGACAGCAACGGCAGCACCUUCAACAAACCUUGACACAGCUACACCUGUCAGCACUGCGACGGCGGCUACUGGUUUGAACCAAGCUGGUAAAUCUGAGUCGGAUGAACCCAUGGUGAGAGCUCCAGCGCCUGCGCAGACAGUGAGCAAUGGUGAAGCAAAGAACAAAUACGUGACUGUGAACGGUGGUGACAAGGCCUCUGGCAAUGUCUCGACCGAAUCAGCAGCUAUUGUGGAGCCUGUCAAGUUGGCACCCGAGAUCCAAGCACCACCUCCGCUCAAGAAGUUUGUCCUUUCCAAGGAGUCGUCUGCGUCAUCACCCUCAACACCCGUUGAUACGGCGCCAUCUGUGGUCAAGGUGGAAAUGGAGGUUGUUGCUCUCUCUGAUCCCGAUCAACCCUCUCUCAAGAAGACAACUCCUGCUGCAGUUGCUGCCACGCCUGCUCCUGCCACACCUACUACUACUGCUGCUGCCGCUGCUACCACUCCUGCUCCUGCUCCUGCUGCCUCCACUCCUGCUCCUACUCCUGCUGCCUCCACUCCUGCUUCUGCUCCUGCUUCUGCUGCCUCCACGCCUGCUCCUGCUUCUGCUGCUUCCACGCCUGCUCCUGCUCCUGCUGCCUCCACUCCUGCUCCUACUCCUGCUGCCUCCACUCCUGCUCCUACUCCUGCUGCCUCCACUCCUGCUCCUGCUCCUGCUUCUGCUGCCUCCACGCCUGCUCCUGCUCCUGCUGUUUCCACACCUGCUCCUACAACUACUGUUGAGAAGCCAAAAACAUUGGAGACAAAGGCUGAGACGAAGACUGAGACGAAGGCUGAGACGAAGGCUGAGACUGAUGUCAAGGAUACGUCAAAGCAACUGGACGCACUCAAACUUGAGAAGUAG